AUGCAUAAAUCGCUCUUGAUUGUUUCUGGAGGAGCAAUGGGGUCGCUUUUUAGUGGCUUUUUGGAAGCUGCCUCCAUGAAGAGUCAAAACGCUCUUAAUGUUAUGCUUAGAGCCAAUUGGGAAUCUCACCGUCAGGAAAUCCAAAAGAAUGGUUUAGUCGUGACUCCUUUGUCUGAUGCGUCUAAAUCCAUAUGGAAUGAAAUAAGAAAAGAUUGCAACAUUGGAUAUCAAAACGGUUCUUUUGUUAUUCCCGUUCAUGCUGUGGAUGAUUCUAUUUUUGAUCCAGCGAGUCAGUCUCACAGAAAAGUAGAUGAGGUAUUGCUGUUUGAUAAGUCGUACAAUACCGAAAUGUUAGCAUCCAUGAUAAAAGGUGUUCUUUCCGAAACAGGAACCUGUCUUACUCUACAGAACGGUAUGGGAAAUGUCGAAAUUCUCCAAAGAAUUUUAGGAAAAGAAAGAGUCCUCCAGGGAAAUACUUCCCAAGGAGCGAUGCUUCGAAAUCCUGGAGAAGUUAUUCAUUCUGGAACGGGGUACAUCACAAUCGUAUCGCCGACUCCACAAGGCCAAAAAUCGGCUGAAUGGUGGGUGAAAACACUCCAAUCUGUUCAUCUCCCCGCGGAAUUAGGCGGAAACAAUUUCGAAGAAGUUCUGUGGAAGAAACUGAUCGUGAACGCUGUGAUCAAUCCUCUCACCGCUAUCCACAACUGCAGAAACGGCGAAAUCCUGUCUCUGCCAGAAUACAAUCGUAUCUGCGACGAUGUCGUAAACGAAGCAGUCCGCGUGGCGGAGCGAUGCGGAGUGAGGCUGGAUGUCGCAGACUGCAAAGCUCGUGUUCAGUUGGUAGCUGAACAAACUGCUGGUGAGCGCUCUCUCCAAAGAUUGUCACACUUAGGAGUUCAGUUUGAGGGAAGCAAUGACGUUGGAGUCUUUUCUAAGCUGACAAACAAAUACUGUCUCGUUGCCACAGGUGGCUCCGAAACCUUUUACAGUGCAUUUGAGACCGAGUUGGCAGAUCAAAUUCCCGUGAUUAAAACCUCGAUCGCGGGUUGCCGUUUUGUUGGUCGUGUGACUGCUGGAAACAAGAAUGGGCUCCUUGUUCCAAUUUCUAUUACAGACGCCGAAUUAGAACAUAUUCGCAAUUCCAUUCCUGAUGGAGUGGUUGUCAAGAGAGUGGAUGACCGUUUGUCAUCCCUCGGUAAUUUGAUUGCUUGCAAUGAUCACGUCGCGCUUCUGCAUUCCGAUUUAGGCCGAGAAACCGAAGAAAUUGUUGAGGACGUUCUCGGUGUGGAAGUGUUCCGUCAUUCGAUCGCUGGAAACGCGUUGAUUGGCAGCUAUUGCGUGAUUUCAAACCAAGGAGGACUUGUGCACCCCGCCACCUCCCUCGAUGAGAAGGAAGAGCUCUCCUCGCUUCUCCAGAUCAGCCUCAUGGCAGGCACGAUCAAUCGAGGAUCGGAUGUAAUCGGAGCGGGUCUGGUCGCGAACGACUUCACAGCGUUCUGCGGACUGGACACGACAUCCACGGAGAUCGGAGUGGUGGAGAGUGCGUUCAAGCUGGAGAAGCAAGCCUCCACUCUGGACUCUAUGAAGAACUAUCUCUUUGAUUCCACGUUCUAGUCCUCUGAUU
This is a messenger RNA of Blastocystis hominis, 1624 nucleotides long. RefSeq lists its product as hypothetical. Gene Ontology annotation, molecular function: ribosomal large subunit binding; 2-dehydropantoate 2-reductase activity. Gene Ontology annotation, biological process: maturation of 5.8S rRNA; assembly of large subunit precursor of preribosome; ribosomal subunit export from nucleus. Lineage: Eukaryota; Bigyra; Opalinata; Blastocystidae. Gene Ontology annotation, cellular component: cytosol; nucleolus; preribosome, large subunit precursor. Bases 1 to 1614 code for a protein of 537 amino acids. The transcript is spliced from 9 exons. The record is from RefSeq and is a predicted model, not a curated record.